Malaya genurostris is the source of this 1606-nucleotide messenger RNA. RefSeq lists its product as uncharacterized. The record is from RefSeq and is a predicted model, not a curated record. NCBI's taxonomy places the organism in Eukaryota, Metazoa, Arthropoda, Insecta, Diptera, Culicidae. The transcript has a single exon. The coding region runs from base 187 to 1425 and encodes 412 amino acids.
GCGCCGCUUUCUAGGUAGUGGUUUCAUUAUCAAUUGAGUCACAUCAGAGUUUAUUUUGUAUUAUUUGUGGCACUCAGUUAUGCGACCUCGAGUCGAGUAGUAGCAAUAUUUGCAAACAUUCCGGGCUUUCGAAUCGGUAGCAAUCGUAUUGUGAAGUAUCUUACAAGAUUGAUUGAGAUACUGGCAAUGGAUCUGGAGAAGUUUGAUUUAACAAAGAAUGAUAUGGAAACCAUCGUUGCACGUUAUUUCAUCGAUUCGGAGUUAAAAUGGGACAUCAAUUCGGUCGUGGUGAAGCCGUUUAGCGCGAGUCGUGUCGGAUAUCUCGGUGAUCAUUUUGUGCUUGAUCUCAAUGUCUCUCAAGAUAAUAAUAAUGUUCGAAGAUUAAGUUUCUUCCUGAAAGUGUUACCGAAAACGAUACCAUCUCUAACUCGGUACUUGGAAUCAAUCGGAAUAUUUCGUAAGGAAGUUUGUCUCAACCGAGAUCUGUUUCCGAAGUUUUCUUCAUUCACCAAAUUUGCACCCGAAGCUUAUCUGACAAAAAACAACCAAUUAUUAGUGUUUGAAAAUCUUGAACCGAAGCGCUUUCGAACAAUCAGUAAUUCUGGCAUGGGUACCUUCGAUAAGGCACACUUGGAAAAGGCACUUGAAGUAUUGGCUAAAUUGCACUCCGCUUCACUGAUGUUGGAAACGAAAACCGGGCGUACGCUUCCGGAACUGUAUCCCGGAGUGUUGGAUGAAAAUUGUUGGAUUCGUAAGGAAAACAAUCCCCGUGUCGAGGAGUUAGAAAAUGCAAUUGAAACUCUUUGCGAGCUGGUGAAAGUGGUCGAGCGUGAAAACGAAAACUUAGCGAAUAUAUUGGAAACGUUGCCUCAAUUUGUGCUGCAAAUUUACGAACUAGUGAAGCCAUCGAACAUUUUUCGAAACGUUAUUUGCCAUGGGGAUCUUUGGGGUAGUAAUCUUAUGUUCAAGUAUUCGGACGAUGGCACACCGUCCGAAUGUCUGAUCAUAGAUUUCCAAUUCGCCCGUUAUGCACCUCCUGCCUAUGAUGUAAAUAUGCUGUUGACUUUAACGACCACCGGAGAGUUUCGAAAGCAACAUUACUGUGAACUGAUAGAUUAUUACUACAAUUGCGUGCGGCGAUGCUUUAUAGACAAUUGUUUAUCACCAGAGGAGAUCAUUCCCGAACGGCAGUUUCUGGAAUCUUGCAAGCGUUAUCGGAUAUCCGGAUUGAUCGAUAAUUUCUUGAUGAAUCAUGUGACAUUGCUACCCAGAAGUUAUGUUGAUCAAAUUUUCUCAUCUCCGGAGAACUACACAAAUUUUAGUGGACAGGACAAAAUACGAAUGUGCUUGGAUGUGUUGAACAAUGAUACGAGUUACAGGACCAGAAUAACAGGGAUUAUUAGGGAUCUGAUUGAGGCUUUGUAAUCGAGGGGGAUAAGUUUUUCUUGUUACAAGUUGAUAUAAUUCCGAAAACUAAACAUUCCGAUUCGUUGUUUGUAUAGUAUUUUUACAAUUGUUAAUGAUGAUUAUAUUCAUCUUGUUUUGUGAAAUUGUAGUAAGUUUUAUACCAUUUAAUCAUACUGAAAUAAAAUUUUUGGUAAACUUA